Messenger RNA from Ceratina calcarata, 1862 nucleotides. RefSeq names its product lipid storage droplet-1. Bases 583 to 1779 code for a protein of 398 amino acids. The record is from RefSeq and is a predicted model, not a curated record. Gene Ontology annotation, cellular component: cytosol; lipid droplet. The transcript is spliced from 8 exons. Gene Ontology annotation, biological process: positive regulation of triglyceride storage; lipid storage. Lineage: Eukaryota; Metazoa; Arthropoda; Insecta; Hymenoptera; Apidae.
CAGUAAAAGGAAAUUAUUAUAUGUGCUUUAAUAGCGGAAAAGUUGUAAUUAUUAUCGCGAGCCAGUCCAGACGUUCUUAAUUCCUCUUUACAAUUACGAUUUAAGUCCGUCGACUGUGUACCGCAAACUUCCAUCAUGUCCAAUCGCAAUUCGAUUAUAUAAUUUACGAUUAACGGGUAAAAUUGUCAUUUUUACUUGAGAAAUCAUUUUUAUUCUAAAGCAUGCUCGUUCGAUUUAUAAUAGGUCGACAAACGUGUGUGUGUGUGUGUGUGUGUAUGCCCGAUACUAGAGUACAGUUAAUUAGCGUCUCUGGACUGUUAUAGCAAUCGCUACUUACACAAAGUGUCAUAGGUCAAGCCGAUCAGAUUAAAUCGCGUUCGUUCGCCUGGCAAAGGCGCAGUUACAUAUGUAGUUACUUGCUCUUGGUAUUUAAACACCUCUCUCUUUUCCGUUCCGUAUCGUUUGUCACCGUAAGUUCAGCUGAACGAUAUACAUUUUCCCGUUCAUCAGAGAUCGCCUAGCAGGUAAGAAGGCAGAGAAUUCCAAGUACUUAACGAGCACAUUGUUUCAAGGUACACGAUAAUGGCGCGAACGAACGUGAAGAGGCGUCAAACGGGCGACUUGGUACGGCUCGAAUCGCUCGAAUCGGUAGCUAGAAUAACCAGCCUGCCUAUCGUCGAGCACAGUAUGCAUAUUGCUGGCAAUGUGUACGAUAAAUUGAAAAAAUCGAAUUCAUUGAUGAACUGGAGCCUGUGCACCGCGGAACAAUCGUUCGCUAUCGCCACGGCAAAAUUGUCCACGAGACCUGUCGUUUACGUAUUGAACGGACCGAUAAUGACUAUAGAUCAGUUGCUCUGCAAGGGAAUCGACAUCGUAGAGCAACGGGUGCCCUCGGUGCACUUGCCCCCGUAUUUGAUGUACUACAACGCGAGGGAGUACGUUGAUAAGAAGAUAGUGAGACCAGUUUUAAUGAGGGCUGGUAGCGUCAAGGACAUAGGUAGCCAAGCUGCCAGCGUAGCCGCUGAUACUUUAGACGGGGCAUUGACUGUCGCGGAUAAAUACGUGGAUCGUUAUUUGCCUGCCGAUCCGACCGACAAAAUGACCGAUGAAGUACAACUUCCAGCAGAAUCCGGAAAAAUCAGCAAAGCAACCAGGACCAUCAAGCAUGGAGCCAGACUGUCGAGGAAAUUGCAGAAACGAUUGACUCGUCGCACUCUGGCCGAGGCUAGGGCCUUGAAGCAACAAGGGACCGAGUGUAUCCACGUUCUCCUUUACGUCGUCGAACUGUUAGCUACGGAUCCGAAGUUAGCGUAUCAGAAGGCGAAAGAGCUGUGGGCCAGCUUGAGCCUGCCGGAACCGGAGAACCAGGCCAGACCCCAGACUCUGGAACAAUUAAUGGUUCUAUUGACACGAGAGUCUGCUCGGCGCGUCGUUCAUCUCGUGAACAGAACGACGGUGCUCGCGGCCAAAACCCCGAAGAACCUGGGAAUCGUUCUGACGAAAGUCUCUCAUCAACUGAUGGAGAUCGCCCAUUCCACUUUCAAAAUGAUUCCGCUCAUCGGGAAGGAAGAUGUCUAUACAGGAAUAUCGAUGUUACGUAUGUCUUUAGAGAGGUUCAAUUCCACUACCAAUCACUUAUUGGAACAGCUCGCCGGAUUUUUGGCCGGUCGUCCCAGCAGCGCUUCGAAAGCGCCUCGCGUCCAGGCUCGCCGUCAGAAUAACCAUUUGAUGGGCUCGAAUUCAAACAAUCCAUCGAUCAACGGCGGUGACAUCGAUUGAACAGUAUAUCUUUUACUUUAGAAUUAGCACGAUCGAUGUUAACGUUUUUCUCUUCUCGAUUAAAUAAAAUAUUAUUCUCUCGA